Messenger RNA from Protopolystoma xenopodis, 318 nucleotides. NCBI's taxonomy places the organism in Eukaryota, Metazoa, Platyhelminthes, Monogenea, Polystomatidea, Polystomatidae. The record is from the annotation of a GenBank genome assembly.
AUGAAGGAAGAUUGGGAAACGACGCCAGAAGAAAUAAAUCACAAAACGCACAGUCUGGCGAGUGUGUUCCGGCCAACCUCUGUCUGGGGUGGAAUUGUCCAAGAGUUGUGUGGGACCAUUUUGGCCUGGCAACCUCCGCGUUGCCGGGACGUGAGAGACUUUGCCGUCGACCAACAAGUCUUGUCUUUCUUCGUUGCUAGCCCGACUUGGCCGAGGGUGUCGAGUGAUCUGCCGUCGGAGGACAGAACUUCGCUAUCUCUCUCUCUCUCUCUCUCUCUCUCUCUCUUCCAGAACGAGCGAACCUCCGGAAGGAGGUAG